CAUUCUUUAACGGAAGAAUCUUGAAAAUCCAAAAAAACACAACAAAAAUCUGAACAGAAAGUCACUCCAUUUUACGUUUCAGAUUUUCCCAUUGUUAAAAUUAUCACCAUUAAUGCACAACCCCAUUUCAACUCCAUAUAAUCAUUUGCAUCUCCGAGCUUUUUCUUAUCAUCUUCAUACGAGUUCUCUAAAGAAAUAUUAAACACCCAAAGAUGAAAAAUUACCUCAUUUCUUGUAUUGUUUUCUUCCACCUUUUGAUCGUUUCUGUAAGGUCCGAUGUCCUCAAUGAUUCUUGCAGCCAAGCUGCAAAGGGCGAUCCGAAUAUAAACUUCGACUUCUGCGUAUCGAGCCUCCAAGUGGAUCCCAAAGCCAAAAGCGCCACCAGCGUCGCAGAUUUGGUCGACGUCGCGAUCGAUACCGCCAUGUCGAAUGCGACGAGCAUCGGGUCCAUCAUAUCGAAGCUCCUGAGUAACAAAAGCCUCGAACAGUAUGCGAGGACCUGCCUGGAAGAUUGCUCCGAGCUUUACUCUGAUGCAGGGUCGAAUUUAAAAAGUGGGGAGCAGGCUUUUGAGGGCAAAGAUUAUGGAACGGCUAAUUCGGAGAUAAGUGCCGCUAUGGAUGCAGCUGACACCUGUGAAGAGCAGUUCAAGGAGAAGGAAGGAGUGGUGUCGCCGUUGACGAAAGAGAACGGCGAUUUCUUUCAGUUGACGGCAAUCUCUCUUGCAUUCAUUAACAUGGUCCAAAAACGAUGAUAAAAUUUAGCGUCACAUCAAUAACUAAGCAAAAUUGUGUUAUAGAAAGUAAUUUUACACCUUUUUUUUUUUUUGCAGUUUUUGUUUCUCAUAAGUAAUGGGUUUAUUUGUAUGUUUUAGAGUCUUCUGUUUCAUGAUCAGUUCCUUAACUCAUAAGUUGAAAUUCAGCCUGAAAGGAAGCAUAAAGGAAAGGAAAGGAAAAUCAUAAAAGAUGAAAAUAUUCUUACCACA
This is a messenger RNA of Hibiscus syriacus, 983 nucleotides long. RefSeq names its product putative invertase inhibitor. The record is from RefSeq and is a predicted model, not a curated record. NCBI's taxonomy places the organism in Eukaryota, Viridiplantae, Streptophyta, Magnoliopsida, Malvales, Malvaceae. The coding region runs from base 213 to 752 and encodes 179 amino acids. Gene Ontology annotation, molecular function: enzyme inhibitor activity. The transcript has a single exon.